Molecule: messenger RNA, 1483 nt
Organism: Strongylocentrotus purpuratus (purple sea urchin)
Lineage: Eukaryota; Metazoa; Echinodermata; Echinoidea; Camarodonta; Strongylocentrotidae
Product: beta-1,4-galactosyltransferase 6-like
Exons: 7
Coding region: 152-1231 (359 amino acids)
Biological process (GO): carbohydrate metabolic process
Molecular function (GO): UDP-galactose:glucosylceramide beta-1,4-galactosyltransferase activity
Source: RefSeq, a predicted model, not a curated record
GAAUAUUAAGCAACCAGUGCGCAAAACAAAUGAGAACGGAACUGGUCCAUUCCAUUACCAUAGAGGGCGGCAUAACAGAACAGGCAGAACAAGGGCAGAUGUGAAUGCAGGGUUGUACAGAAAAUCCAAUGGCACAGAAUACGAUGACGUCAUGUCUUCGGAAGGCAGCUGGCAGGAAAAGGGUAAAGGGACUAAGAUCACGGACGAAUCUUGCAAGCUUGGAUUUAGAAAAGAGCUCAACAGCCGAUUCCAUGCUUACACCGAGGAGAUCGAUCUCGGGAUCGUAGAAGAGUCGAUCUUCGGCAAGAAGAGAACGAGUGUCGUGCUCUAUGUGGCUAGAAUGCGCGCCAUCUUAGACCAUGUCAUGAACAGACUCCCGUCCAGUCGUUUCAUUAACCACGAUGGAUACAGGCGAGAGAACGAGAGGGGAAUACGAAUAGGCAAUUACACGUAUUACGCGGGCGGACAUUGGGUGCCGCUGGAUUGUGAGCCUAAAUGGAAGGUAGCCAUCGUUAUCCCAUUCAGAAAUCGGCACAACCAUCUGUCGAUUUUAAUACGAAACCUUGUACCUCUUCUCAAGUUGCAAAUGCUCGAAUUUCGGAUAUUCGUUUCAGAACAGGACAAUACUAUGAUUUUCAACCGCGGGAUGAUGAAAAACAUCGGGUAUCUAGAAGCUCUCAGGUUUGGUCGGUGGGACUGCGUUGUAUUUCAUGAUAUAGACCAGAUACCAAUGAGAGGGGCAAACUACUACGGAUGCGAUGGCAUGCCUAGACAUUUCUGUGCCAGGCCAGAGGAGAUGGAAUUUAAACCGGCAUACGCACUCCUGUUCGGCGGCGUCGUCGGGGUUACAGAAGAACAGAUGACGAAAUCGAAUGGUUAUUCUAAUUUCUACUGGGGGUGGGGUGGAGAGGAUGACGAUUUAUUAAAACGACUGUAUAGCAGCGGCUAUAAACCAACACGUGACCUACGAGAGGGCUUCUAUCGGACGCUCAACCAUACCAAGAAAACACAAAACGAGAUGUGCGAUGAGGCAUUCUGUCUGCUAGAUUCAUGCACCAAGCGCAUGUCAUGGGAUGGAAUCAACAAUGCAGCGUACACCGCAAGCCGACUGAAGUUAUCGCUUCUUUUUACUCAAAUUUCGGUCGAUAUCAGACGUGAGAAGUGGAACAGUUGGUUUGGUCCGUGCACGAAUACAGAAAAGUUGGUCGAUACUGAUGAAAGUGUCACAUGAUGGCGGCACAUUAAAUUUAUACAUUUUCAUAUACCAUUAUACUAGGCGUCUGAUUAAUUGGUCUAACCUGCAGGCAUCAAAUUUGCUACUCACUGCUGGGCAGUAUAGCGAAAAAUAAUGACCUGCACACUUUAUGUAUAUACUUGCGUGUAAAAUGCAUCAUGUAUAAAAAAUCGGCCCAAAGGAAAUUUCAGUACUCGUGUGCGUUAUGUGCGCCAUUUUGUACGCGAACGGGACGCGUUAUUUUUUUUC